Molecule: messenger RNA, 634 nt
Organism: Coccinella septempunctata (seven-spotted ladybird)
Lineage: Eukaryota; Metazoa; Arthropoda; Insecta; Coleoptera; Coccinellidae
Gene: mRpS23
Product: probable 28S ribosomal protein S23, mitochondrial
Exons: 3
Coding region: 99-581 (160 amino acids)
Biological process (GO): translation
Cellular component (GO): mitochondrion; ribosome
Molecular function (GO): structural constituent of ribosome
Source: RefSeq, a predicted model, not a curated record
UACUAACCUCAUCUUGUAAGUUAUAAUUUCUAUGGUCUAACAUAACCUUAAAAAACCAAACUUGAAAAAAUAAAAACCAAAACAUCCGAAAAUUCGCUAUGGCUGGCAGUAGACUAGAAAAAAUUGGUACCAUACAUUCAAGAGCUUUGGGUCUCAUUGAAACUGGAGCGAAAAGAUGGGAAGAUCGUCCAUUGUGGUUUGAUAUUUACGAAGCUUUUCCCCCUAAAGAUGAACCUACUUUUUCUAGACCAGCUCCAAACUUAAAAUUGAGGCAGAUAUUUUAUCAAGAAGAUAAAAUAAGGGCACAAUUCCAUAAGCGAAACAAAUACUUGGGCGUUACAAACCUGUCAAAUUCCAAUGCUAAAACAUUGACCCAGAAGUUCAUUGAGAAUUAUCGAAAAAUUGAGGAGAAAUAUGAUAGCACUCAGGAUCAAGAGACAAUUUAUAGUGAAGCAAUUGAGCUCUUGAAGAGAGAGAAGGAAGUCCAGCAGAAUAUUGAUAUCAUCAGUUCGAAUAUAUCAAUUGAUAAAAACACGAAGGAAUCAAGUGCCAAAGUAAAUCUCAAUGAUAUAUUCAAGUGAAGAGAAUUGUAAUUAUAAAACUGUAUAGUAGCAAUUAUAAUAUGUUCUAUGAA